AUGGAUGAGGCCAUCAACACGAUAGUUUUAAUUUUAUGUUUUUUAGCAGACUCAACACCGGCCCCAUCUACAAGUGCGCAGGCAGUUGGUUCAUCCGCUGGUGUAAAUUCAAUUGGAAUUUCUGGUAUCAUAGGCCGAGCACGCGAUCUUCUGCGAGCCAAUGCCCGAUCCAUGGGAAGCACGGUAAACAGAGCACUGAGUUGCCAACCUAAGAGACGAAGGUUAGGACACCUGUAUGGAUCAAAGGAAAAGAAAGCAGAGGUUAAAACUUUGGAAGUAACUGUUAUUGAUUAUGCUGAUCAUGAUGAUUUUGCAGGUAAUGAUGGCAACAUACCAGAUGUUAUACCAGACUACAGUAUUGGAAAAGAUGAUGUAUUGUUUACUGGAACAGUUGAUCUGAUGACCAAUGACAAGGAAGAUACAAUAAGAUCUAAGCUCGUUGAUGUUUUCAGAUCCAGAAUAAGUGGACUAAAAGCAAAUGAUUUCUCUUUUGUCAAAGUUUCAAGAAAAGUUGUUUCUACUCCAGCCUGCAAAGAGGGGCACAAAUGGGACUAUCCCCAAAUAAAAGCCAUCAAAGGUCAAGGAAAGUUGUAUGUUCGGUUGGAAAACCCCUUGAAUUGUGAAAUAUCAUCAUUACCAUCUCAAAGUGUUCCCAGUGUAGCGAGCAAUCCAGCAUCUUUUAAUGCGCCUGAUGAAUCAAUGGCCUCUGAAGGAAUAGAAACUGAGCAGCAAUCUACAUCAACUCGCCAACAGAUCAAUAUUGAUGAUGAUGAUAAGGACAUUGACGCAUUGCAAGUGAUGUUUCCGACAAGAAGUGUAGCAGAUCUGCGUGAAAUUAGAAGGAAUAAUAUUACUAUGCAAGAAACAGUUGAUGAAAUUUUGGGGAAAGGUAUGUGUAUUUAUAUGUUCCCUCUGCUGAAUUUUAUUUCUCAACAAACUCACUGUUUUUGGUUGUAUAUAUGGUUUUAUUGAAAUAUCAAGUUAUGGAUAAACUCUCAUAAUUUACAAUCUUGGCUAUAUAGCUCACAUGCAGGCUAUUUACAUGUAAAUCAUCAUCCAUGUACUGACUAUAUCAUUAUCACACACUCACUCUUACUUCACUUUACUUAGUGUGUGCCCUGUGUUAUGUCUACCAUAAGUAUCUGAUCAAUACCUCAGCCUAGACCUAGGGCCGUCCAUUUAUAUUUCAGCUCUUUUUCACAUGAGAAGAUUGGCACGUAGACAAUUUGGGAGCAGGGUGGAUGAAGGGUGAUAGCGAGAGAAAUCAUUAAUGAAAUUAGUAAUUAUAUAUUAUCGCAAGGAAAUGCUGCCUCGAAUUUGAUGCUGUCAAUAGUUUGAUCAAAAGAACAACUGGGCAUAUUUACGUUGGGUUAUUUUGUGUUGCUUAGGUAGCACUGCUCUUCGUUGGAAGGGAGCGUAAACGCUCAUGGCCAUGAUUGUAUGAAAAAUAAUCAGAACAUUUCCAUGUAGCCUAUUACUCUUGAAAUAAUGUAAUUUAGUGCAGAUUGGUCAGAUGAUAAUAUUGAUUUGGUCUUCUGUACUGUAUAGAACAAUAUUAAUACAGUACCGUAGGUCAUUUACAUUAAGCCUGACAGUUUUCUGGUUAUUUCUCCGUCAUAGUUAGUUUCAUAAUGUUCUUUCACAUUUUGGGUAAUGUAGCACAAACACAAGAGAAAACUGCAUCAGAGGUACUAAAUAAUCUAAAGAAGUCUAUGAAGCCAUAUAUGGACUCAGUAAAGCUGAAAGUCGACAAAGAAGAUUUUGUGAUGGACUUCUUUCAUUUCUACAAGAGCCCUGAAUUUGAUCCAGUUGUACCUGUGAAAGUACAAAUGAGAGGAGAACCUGCAGUGGAUACCGGGGGUGUUCUACGUCAAGCAUUUACUGAUGUUUUUGGUGAGAUUUUAAGUGAAGAGUGUUACCUACGUUUAUUUAGAGGUUCCAAUCAAAGACUUACUCCUAUUUAUAGCAGCGAACAUGUUUUGACAGGAGUAUUCGAAGUUCUCGGAAAAAUGAUAGCUCAUAGUUUGAUACAAGGUGGACCUGGUUUUCCAUUCCUUGCUCCUGGGAUUUAUUGGUAUGUAGCAACAGGUGACUUGUCUGAAGCUAUUGCAAGAGCCUCUUGUCUUGACAUUGGUGAUGCUGAGCUUUCUUGUUUUAUUGAAAGGGUAAGAUUUAGAAUACAUUAGAUUAUAUACAGUUUGACUUAACACCUUGACAAGUAAUAGGGUGUCUAUAAGCAAUUUUAGAAACAUUAAUUGAAACGAAGUUCCCAUUGUCAGGCAUAAUAGCCCAGAGUAAACCAUCCCGUGUUGAAUAAUUGCUAGUACUGUACUGUACUGUACUGUACUCUAAGGAAAGAGGAAGAUUUGUAAGUACAGAUGGUAGCUACCAUCAUACCAACAUGUACAUGUGAACACUUACUAAUUCUAGAUUAAAGAUGGCACUGCUGAUGAUAUAAGAGAAAUUGCUCGAGAGGACAAUUUCAUGCGUUUUAUGCAGGAAUGUGGAGAAAGUAGAAUGUUAACAGUAAGUAAAUUGUCAUUGACCUACAAUCCAGGACAAAACAUCUGCAAAGCUGCCAAUUAUUUGACUAACUUAAUUUGUAAUAUUGUACAUUUAGAACCCCCCCAAUAAGAACCAUUCAAUGUUGAUUAUAUUCUCAGCAUACAGUUAAAGCUGUUGUAAAUAUGUAUGACAUUGUUUGAGGGGAGGAGGGGAGAUGAGUGUCAUUAAUGUUUUAACCAGGAUCGUGGCUACAUAUACCCUUGCAGGAAGUAACUGGCAACUUGCCGCAUGCAUUUGCAUCUCAUUGAACUUAAGUGCUUGAAGCCCAGCUAACACAUAACGUUGUAAAAACGUUUUUGGAAGGUUGUAAUUUGGUUAGGUCGGACCUAACAUUGUGACAACCUUUUGACAACCUUGUCUUCGUUGUCGUUUGAAUACUAACGUUGUGAAAACGUUUUAAUUACGUAUGAAUACAACGUGGCUAGAAAGUUUGAAUACUAACGUUGUAAAAACGUUUUACUUACACAUGAAUGCAACGUGACAAGAACGCUUGAUCAGCAACGUUGUAAUGACGUUGUGAUAUAUUGUUUCGUAAUAACGUGAAAUUUUAAUUACAAGAAAACGUCGUCGUGACGUUCUGUAAAGGUUUGACGUACUAUUAAAAUUAACGUUCAUAUUGAAUUCAAUGACAAUAAUAUGGAGAAUGUUUUGUUGAUGUUAUUAAAUUCAAGUUUGAAUUGGUAAUUGAACGGUUUAUCAGCCAUCGCCGGGUGGUGAUAAACUUUAAAUUUUAUAUGGUUUUAAAGUUAAAACUCAUGGAAUGUUACAUCAGUUAUUUGUUUCAGUUGCAUUAAUUGUCAUUGACUAAAUCCCUAUAUAGUCACCAAAAAGGCAAAAUUUUGGCAAAAUCCAAAUGACAUGUGGACUAUGUGCGAAGUCACUAAUAUUAUAGACACAUGAGUUUCGCGGUUUUCGCGGAUCAAAAAUACUCGAUUUUAAUUGGCUAAAAAAAGUCGGACGUCUGCGAAAUUUGAUAUGAAUAUAUAAUUUGAUCCUUCAUUGCAUAUAUGCGCAUAAUUUAAGCUGCGCGUCGGCAUCUCGUGGGCAAGAUAUAAAACUAGAUUGAAGAUUUUAAUACUUGGACUUUCCUUGACUCUCCUAUAUUUCUUCUACUUAAACGUAAGUGAUACUUAUGAUAUUUUGUAUCAGUAGUGUAGCCAUAUAUAUAUAUAUAUAUUGAUAUAACAUUUUAAUAUUUUUUCAGAUUAAGAUAUUUGUCGUGAAUUAUUUUUAAUUAAUACAUGUGACUCGCACUCGCCAGACAAUCACAAAUAUAUUUUGCAUUUAUUUACACGAAUCAUUCGAAAUUUGCGGACUGUGUAGUGUACUUUUACAUAUAGUUGCCUUGAAGGCAUUGAACUUCUUGGUUUGCUAUUCUUUGUUAUCAGAUCUCGACCAGCUAGAAUUUAUACACACCGUUGGUUGUAAAUAGGGACGCCAUCUUGAAUAUAUUGUUUUCAGUAUUAUGUUUGCCCCACUUGAUAAGAUGGUGUCGCUAACCUUGGAAGUUUCAGUCGUUUUUGCCCUAUUUACCGCAUAAAGCCUAGCGUUAACAAAUUGGCGUUUUCAUAGCCGCAUGUACCUAUAAAAUUUCACCUAUACUAUAGACGCACUAUAAUUGCUGGGAUUACUAUUGUUAUAUCUUGAAACUUAUUUUGUGGCUACAUUUUCCGGCAGUUAAUAUGACUACUAACUUUGCAUUUGGUGCAGAAUCUGAGCUUUCCUGCUUGUCAAAGCUCAAAGUAUAUUCUCUUUGUCUCUUACUGUAUCAUUCAAGUCUAUUUGGCUAUUUUAAGGUUUGACUGCACAUGGCAGCCUGCUUUCAUUUAUUGCAUAUUGUUAUAAAUAUUGAGCCAACAUCGUUAUAACAACCAAAAAAUAUUGAUAUUUUUUUAAAAUUUAAAAAUACUAAUUUAUUAUGACCUGUAUACAUUAUGGUCAGUUUAUUGCGGAUUCAGGUUGAGUGUUUAAUGAUAUCACGAUCAUGUGAGCAUUGCAACAGAAAAACAUGGGCAUUGUCAAGUGGCAAAUUACUUGUUGCUAUGAGGGAGCGGACCAGCGGUGACAUUUUGAAUUGAAUAUAUAUGUUUAGAAUUUACACUGUAAUGCAAAAAUAUGGAUAAUCUCCUGAAAUUCAGGUUGUAUACAAUUAUUAUUGUAACAAUUGAAUAACCCAUAUAUUUAUUGGGAACGAAGACUUGCUAUCUUUAACAUAUGAUGAUCUUUUCUCGUGUGUAGAAAUUGACUUAUCAUCGAAGUAUUUUAAAUUUCAAAUAAUGAGAUUAUUAAACACAGGCAAGAAGACCAUUGUUAUCCGCAUUUGGCUUAGGAGAAACUAUUUUAUCUCUGCAGUAUAAACAUUUCCAAAUUUUUGAUACAAUGGCUGACGAUAUCCCAAUGGGACGUCUACUUCUAUGAAUUUUCCAGGAAAAACUCCUGUUUUGGGAUCACAUCCAUUGCUAAUAAUAUUUCCUUUUGUUAACAACCUUAGUCUUCGGAUAAAGGGUUUUCGGGCAUAACUAAUCGACCAUAAUCGUUUGCACGCCACAUUUAAAAAACUGUUUGUUUACAGACAUUCUCUCAUAGCAACAAGUAAUUUGUCACUUGUCGACACCUACAGGUGUUUUUCUGUUUCAAUGUUCACGUAAUCGUGACGUCAUUAAACACUCAACCUGAAUCCGCAGUAUUUGAAUACUUUAUUUGUAUACAUACUGGGAUUUUUAUUCAAAUUUGUAUAUGUGAUUGCAUGGGGCCGAGUAAAAUUAAGGUUUAAUUUCAUGUGUUUACAAAGCAUCAAGCAAUUUCAUGUGUUUUCAAGCAUCAUAUUCACCUGAGUACAUUACACCACCACAGAAAAAAUUAUGAUUACUAGACUACAUUGAUAUCAAAGGAACUAGAUUCUGUUCCGAAAUAUCACAUAGCUCAAUUGGCAGAGCAUUGGGUAGUAUUCCAAAUGUUGUAGUGGUUCGAUUCCCACUGUGGCCAGGCAUAUUUUUCAAGUUUGCCCGAUGUGGAUACACACUCAGAGUAACAUCACAAGCAUCAAAUAACAAAUUGCCCAAAGCAAUGAGUCUUUUGUGUCGAUCAGAGUAAAAAAAGUUUUGUGUCAGGAAGAGUAAAGUAACAAAGGAAGGUGCACUACUGCUUAAAUAUGCAAAUGUAAUUUAUUCUACUUUAUUUCAAAUUCUCCACCUAUUAAGUUGAAAUAUGGCCUCGAUUGUAAAUGGUAAAUUGUAGGUUUGCAACUUGUAAUGCUUAUUAAAGAGUUUAGUGUAAGUUGGGUUAGAUUGAAUUUCUCUAUAUAAUUAUAUAUGUUUAAUUAACAAAUAGAUUAAGAUUUUGUCAUUGUCUGUUCAGUUAUAGAUACACAGGGUGAUGUCAUAAUGUGAGACAAACCAAGGCCGGAUUUUGCGGGGCGCACCUCCCCUGAUAUUGUUUUGCGCCUUCCCUGGGAAUUUUUGCACUUCCCCUAAAAAGUCAUGCACCUCCCCUUGCAAAAGUUUCAAUGAUAGAUCAAAGUGAAUAUUUGACAUUUUUAGGUUGCUUAGGGUCUACACUUCAUAAGAAGGUUUUUCUGUAAAAUUGAUUAUUGAAACAGUGAUAUUAAUUGAAGAAACAAUUGACAUAGAUGAAAUUUGCACAAACGCACCUGCUCACCACAGUGUUUCAGGCACUGACAGCAUCAGUGAUAAUUCUUGUUUGUCUGACGAUUCUGAUCAAUUAGAAAAUUACAGUUUGAAAGAUGAGUUAGUAACUUGGGUGAAUAACUUUCAAGUAAAACACAAUGCAGUUGAUGGGCUCCUUAAAUUACUUAAACAGUCUGGCCAUUCUGAAUUGCCAAGCACUGCCAGGGCUUUAUUGGCUACACCAAGGCUUGUUUCUAUUGGCCAUAAGUCUGAGAUGGAGUAUGUUUACUUCCCAUUGGAAAAGGCACUCUUGGAGAAUUUCCAGUCUUAUCCAGACAGUGUUAAAGACUCUGUUGAUACUUUAGAGAUAAGUUUGAACAUUGAUGGCAUUCCUUUGUUCAAAAGUUCACAAAGUAGUUUAUGGCCAGUUCUCUGUGGUAUUAUGAACCUUACCCCAGUUAGAAUAUUCCCAAUUGCUUUAACAUAUGGGAAGUCAAAACCUAAGAAUUUAGAUUUUCUUCAUGACACUGUGAGAGAUCUGAAUAUGGUGUUAAAGCAAGGCUUAAGUUGCGGUUCAAAGGUUCUUAAAGUUUCUCUCAGGUGUGUUGUCUGUGAUGCACCUGCAAAAGCAUUUGUUAAAGUAGUCUAGGACCUGUAUAUGAGUUUGUAUGCAUUUCAUUUAGGACAGAUAAUCUCAAAUGUUUUGGGCAAGUUGACCAUGACGGUCAGCAUGGUAACGUUGCCCGAACCCCAAUCCGGGGCGAAACGUCCGAAACUGACCACACCCAAAAACGACGCUUUCGCCAUACUGCUUAAGUUUUAAGAUUUUGAGUUGAAGGUUUUCAAAGGAAAACCUAUUUUUGAAUGAGCUGUACAUAAAUUAUAUAUUUUCUGAAGGUCUUAAACAGUUUUUAUACCAUUUUCCCCAGCCAAUUCCAGUUUUUUUCUAAUGGACUGUAUCACUAAUCAAGUUUUCAGUUCAUAAAAUCACAAUGUUACAGCUAGAUGUUGAUAUAUAGCCAGUAUAGCUAACCAAUCAGAAUGCAGUAUUGGCUAAACCCAUUUCAUAAUUAAUCGAAUAUAAUUUUUUUUCGAAUGUUAUAGAACGUUGCCGGGAUUGUAUAAAAGGAUGAUAUUUGAUAGAUCAUUUGGUAGAUCAAGUAAUUUUUAAUGUUGUGCAUAUUCUUUCCUUAUAUACUAAUGUAUUUAUUAAUAGUUCUUAAAGUUUAUGUAAAUAGUUAAUGUGAAGUCAUUUAACAUUUUGUGUCAAUAAAUAUUUAGAAAAAUUUAUGUUUACUUUAUUUUAAUAUUCUUAACAACCGCGUUUAUUACACAACAAUCAUUUCCCGUUUUAAUUUCCAUGACGUAGUCAGAAAAUUCGCGAAAGAAUAUUAAAGUACGCAAUGGUUCUGGUGCAAUUAAGCUGUGUUAAGCUACGUGUACACACAGGGAUUAUAAUCUGGCCAAUUUCAGGUUUUAACGAAUGCUGCCAUUUUUUUCAAAUAUCAUAUAGUUAAAGCUGAAUCGGCCGACAAAUCAUGUGUGUAAACGUACCUUGAUGCUUUCGUUAAGUCAUAACGUUCCCACAACGUUUUUACCACAUUUUCACAAAGUUAAAAUUGGACGUCCUUAUAACGUGUUAGAAACGUUUUGACAACGUUCAAGUUACGUUCUCGCUACGUUAGCUACAACGUUGCGAUAACGUUUUCUGCUGUCUACAAAUUUUCGUUGUCACAACGUUGUCCCAGAACGUUCAUAUAACGUAAGUCCAACGUUUCCACGACGUUUUUAAAACGUAAUUGUGUUAGCUGGGAGGGAGCUGUGAGUUGCUUCAUGCAAAUACAAUGCGUUUGUGUAAUUUUAUUUUUUUAUUAUAAACACAGGUACAGAACAAAGAUGAAAUUAUGCAAUGUCUUGUAAUCCACAACACAAUACUUAAGCACAAGGCUAUUGUUGAUCAGCUUCGGAAAGGUUUAUCAAUCCUUGGGUUUCUUAAAGAACUAGGGAAAGCACCUGCUAAGUUUGAGCAUUUCUUUGUCCACACUGGUGAUGAAGUAUCAUCAGAUUAUCUCAAGUCUUUGUUGAAACCCCCUGUUCAUACAGAUGCACAGAUCGGCAAUGUGGUCAGAAUGCUGUAUCGAUUUCUGGAAAAUGCAACAAAAGCAGAUUUGUUGAAUUUUUUGUGUUUCACCACUGGUUCGAGAUCAUCCACAUCAUGUUUAAUCCCUGGAUCAAUCAGCAUUUCUGUGGUUGAUGCUGAUAGCAUUUUUGCCUCAACAUGUACAUUAGAGUUGAAACUUCCAUCUAGAUUUUCUCAGUAUUCUCAUUUUGAAUGUGCCAUUAGAGCUAUCAUGAUGAAGAGCAAAG
Paramuricea clavata is the source of this 8558-nucleotide messenger RNA. The record is from the annotation of a GenBank genome assembly. Lineage: Eukaryota; Metazoa; Cnidaria; Anthozoa; Malacalcyonacea; Plexauridae.